GAGUAAGUAAAAAUAAACUAGAUACUACUCAGUUAACAAUGCCUGAGGUUAAAAGAAUAUUGUUGAUGAGUUUGAAUAUAAGUCUUAAGGGUCGCACGAGUAAUCCAGAGACUCACGAAAAAUUUAGACCUUUACUUCAACUUGUUUUCUAUUUAAUUGAUAAGUUGCGACGUUUUAAGUUAUCUAAAGAGGGUAAAAAUAAAGCUGAUAAAAAUCGGCUGAGAGUGGAAGAAGCCUUCCUGAAAACAACGCACGCCGCAAGAGCCGAAGCUGCUGCUCAAAGACGAGAAGAGCGUCGAAGAGUCGAGCAUGAAAAAAUUCUCCAAGAAGAGGAUCCCGAUAAACAACGGAAGUGGGAGGAAAAGGAACAACGAAGAUUGGCCAAAAAACGUGCUCCAAGAACGAAGCAACUUAAGCUCAAUAUCAUUCGGCAUUAAUUCUCGGUACUCGGAUUGUUCGAAGAUUACGUGAUCAAGCUCGCCAUCUGCUAGUUCACAUCUCAGAUUUAUAUUGCCAAACGCAUCUGAUAU
This is a messenger RNA of Cyphomyrmex costatus, 530 nucleotides long. RefSeq names its product coiled-coil domain-containing protein 47. Gene Ontology annotation, cellular component: endoplasmic reticulum. Gene Ontology annotation, biological process: endoplasmic reticulum calcium ion homeostasis. The transcript has 4 exons. Bases 39 to 437 code for a protein of 132 amino acids. Gene Ontology annotation, molecular function: calcium ion binding. The record is from RefSeq and is a predicted model, not a curated record. Lineage: Eukaryota; Metazoa; Arthropoda; Insecta; Hymenoptera; Formicidae.